UUUUCUAGCUGCCUCCCCUGUUAGCUGCCGCUUGUCAGCAGCUGGCGGAGCUGGAGGCUGCAGGCCCCUGUCUGCAGAGAGCCUUUUACUUCAGAAUAUUGGGGGGUGUGGAAACCUCGCCUCUUUUUUUCUGCACUUUGCACCAUCUGACUGACUAAAUGGUUGUCCUCGGUACCAAAAAGGCUGCCAUACAAUCCAAGGAAAUUGCCUCUGACUAGGUCAUGUUUGCAUUUGAAGAAUUCAGUGAACAGAGUAUCUGCCAAGCGCGGGCUUCCGUGAUGGUCUACGAUGACACCAGUAAGAAAUGGGUACCAAUCAAGCCUGGCCAGCAGGGAUUCAGCCGGAUCAACAUUUACCACAACACUGCCAGCAACACCUUCAGAGUUGUUGGAGUCAAGCUACAGGAUCAGCAGGUUGUGAUCAAUUAUUCAAUCGUGAAAGGGCUGAAGUACAAUCAGGCAACACCCACCUUCCACCAGUGGCGAGAUGCCCGUCAGGUCUAUGGCUUAAACUUUGCAAGUAAGGAAGAGGCAACCACUUUCUCCAAUGCGAUGCUCUUUGCUCUGAACAUCAUGAAUUCCCAAGAAGGAGGCCCCGCCACACAGCGUCAGGUGCAGAAUGGCCCCUCUCCUGAGGAGAUGGACAUCCAGAGAAGACAAGUGAUGGAGCAGCAACAGCAGCACCGCCAGGAGUCUCUGGAGCGAAGAAUCUCUGCCACAGGGCCCAUCCUCCCACCAGGGCAUCCCUCAUCGGCAGCCAGCGGCACCCUCUCAUGUAGUGGACCUCCACCCCCACCUCCACCCCCAGUUCCACCUCCACCCACAGGGGCUACGCCCCCGCCCCCACCCCCUCUGCCCGCUGGAGGAGCCCAGGGGGCCAACCACGAUGAGAGCUCUGCAUCAGGACUGGCUGCUGCCCUGGCCGGAGCCAAGCUGAGGAGGGUGCAGCGGCCAGAAGAUGCGUCUGGAGGCUCCAGCCCUAGUGGGACUUCAAAGUCCGAUGCCAACCGGGCCAGCAGCGGGGGAGGAGGAGGAGGCCUCAUGGAAGAGAUGAACAAACUCCUGGCCAAGAGGAGGAAAGCAGCCUCCCAGACAGACAAGCCCGCUGACAGAAAGGAAGACGAGAGCCAAACGGAAGAUCCUAGCACCUCCCCAUCCCCAGGGACCCGAGCCACCAGCCAGCCACCUAAUUCCUCAGAGGCUGGCCGAAAGCCCUGGGAACGGAGCAACUCGGUGGAGAAACCUGUGUCCUCGUUGCUGUCCAGAACCCCGUCUGUGGCAAAGAGCCCCGAAGCUAAGAGUCCCCUUCAGUCGCAGCCUCACUCUAGGGUGAAGCCUGCCGGGAGUGUAAACGAUGUGGGCCUGGAUGCCUUAGAUUUGGACAGGAUGAAACAGGAAAUCCUGGAGGAGGUGGUUCGAGAGCUCCACAAGGUAAAAGAGGAGAUCAUUGACGCCAUCAGGCAGGAGCUAAGUGGGAUCAGCACCACGUAAGAUGGCGCCAGCCCUGGAGGACCGCGAGGAGCCGUGCUCUCCCCAGCACACAGCGAGCCUGCAGAAGCUGGGAUGUGCUUGAGUCUCAACCUGUGAUACAAUAUUAAAAUGAGGAGACAAACUUCAACUCCUGGAUUUUUAGCGUAUCUGACACAGAACACCGGGUCUAUUCUUUUUUGUAUUUUAUAUUUGCUUAUUUAAGUGUACAUUUCUUUGGUUUAUAGAGAGAACACCCCGAAAUCACCUGCUUUAUUAGAUGGCUUCCAAGUUUUCUCCUAGGUGACACUGUUAGCUCCUCAGCUGGCAGUGAGCAGCUGGGUGCAGUGUGGCCUUUCCACGCCACAGAGCUGUCAGAAUACAGCUCAGACCCAGCAGCCAUGGUGUUUCAGUCUGUCCACGCAGUGCGUGUUAUGUCCACACGAUAAUAAAUAAACCGUUCACUGUCCACA
Peromyscus maniculatus bairdii (prairie deer mouse) is the source of this 1939-nucleotide messenger RNA. It is a transcript of the gene Evl, whose product is annotated as Enah/Vasp-like. Gene Ontology annotation, cellular component: cytoskeleton. Gene Ontology annotation, molecular function: SH3 domain binding; actin binding; profilin binding. The record is from RefSeq and is a predicted model, not a curated record. Lineage: Eukaryota; Metazoa; Chordata; Mammalia; Rodentia; Cricetidae. Gene Ontology annotation, biological process: protein homotetramerization; actin polymerization or depolymerization; positive regulation of actin filament polymerization.